UCCCUCGCGCCACGCCAUCCGUCUCCAGGGCAACCCCGCUCCUCCCAGCAACCGCGCAGCCCUGCUAUGGCGGCCGCGGGUCCCAGCGUCUUUCUGCUCAUGGUCAACGGGCAGGUGGAGAGCGCCCAGUUUCCUGAGUAUGACGAUCUCUACUGCAAGUACUGUUUCGUGUAUGGCCAGGACUGGGCCCCCACGGCGGGGCUGGAGGAGGGCAUCUCACAGAUCACAUCCAAGAGCCAGGAUGCGCGGCGUGUGCUAGUGUGGAACUUCCCCAUCGACGUCACCUUUAAGAGCACCAACCCCUACGGCUGGCCGCAGAUCGUGCUUAGCGUGUACGGGCCGGAUGUAUUCGGGAACGACGUGGUCCGAGGCUACGGGGCGGUGCACGUACCCUUCUCACCCGGACGGCACAAAAAGACCAUCCCCAUGUUUGUCCCAGAAUCUGUGUCUAAACUGCAAAAGUUUACCAGCUGGUUCAUGGGACGGCGGCCCGAGUACACAGACCCCAAGGUGGUGGCUCAGGGGGAAGGCCGGGAAGUGACCCGCGUCCGCUCCCAGGGCUUCGUCACUCUCCUCUUCAACGUGGUGACCAAGGACAUGAGGAAGCUGGGCUAUGACACCGGGCCUCCGGACACACAGGGGGUCUCGGGGCCCAGCACGCCCCAGGGCCUCCCCCGGUGAAGGCGUCGGCUCCUUGGGACGGCCCAGCGACCCACCUGCCUGACAUGCGUCGCGGGUGGCCGGUGUUUGUGUAAUAAAGUGUCACCUUUUCACAGA
Molecule: messenger RNA, 777 nt
Organism: Mesoplodon densirostris (Blainville's beaked whale)
Lineage: Eukaryota; Metazoa; Chordata; Mammalia; Artiodactyla; Ziphiidae
Gene: B9D1
Product: B9 domain containing 1
Exons: 7
Coding region: 67-681 (204 amino acids)
Biological process (GO): cilium assembly
Cellular component (GO): MKS complex
Source: RefSeq, a predicted model, not a curated record